This is a messenger RNA of Dentiscutata heterogama, 1410 nucleotides long. The record is from the annotation of a GenBank genome assembly. NCBI's taxonomy places the organism in Eukaryota, Fungi, Glomeromycota, Glomeromycetes, Diversisporales, Gigasporaceae.
AUGGCCCUGGAUCGUGGUACGCCUGAAGGUGUAGAGGCCUGGCUUAUAGAAAUGUCUGCAAAACCUUGGUCGUUUCCCACAGCGGUCGGUCCAGAACUCUCGCAAGAAAUAUUACAACACAUUUGUAAUCGCUGGGAGACCUACACACCUAAUCUUAAGCUAGGAGUUUUGUUUGCUAUACUGAGCAUUAGAAAACUAUUGGUGAGCCAGAUGAAGGAUGAGUUAUCAGCGAUAAUCGAAAAAGGCACUCGAGAAAAAGAAGAUGAAUGGGUUAUUUUAAUAUCAAAAAUGUUGCGGGAGUAUCCAAGCACUACAGCACUUGAUUUGAAUAUAGAACGACACAUCCCUACUGCUGCUCAGAAUGGACUUCAGAAUUUAAUGAAUAAGAUACGGCAAAAUGGAAUCAAAUUCCAUCCGGUUGAAUAUGCAUUCAUUGAUCGCGAUAUUUGCGAUUCUUUUUCUACGCUCUCAGUAAACUCUUCUGUUACAUCAACACAUUUUGUUUUACGAGAUUCAACCGCCGCAAAUUCUGCAAAUCAAAUACGCACAACGAUUCUAAAUAAUAUGUCUGUGCCACCUUCUCCAAGUUUGACCUCACCAGUAAAUGUAUCAGGUUUCAAUUUUCCACCAGUUGGUCAAUCUCAAAAUCAGGCUUUACAUGGUCCCCCAAGCCGUUCCAACUCAAUUUCUUCCGGACAAUCACUUUUUAUUCCCUCAAAGCGCCGUCCUUCGCAGUUAACACAACCCUACUCUAAAGGUAUAAAUCCUCCAAAACCAGGUCCAAUUAACACAAGCAGAGCAGGGUCCUUACCUGGUGCAGGAACAUCUUCGCAAAGUUCAGAAUCACCUACCGAACAAAAGGUCACCAUUACCCAAGGUAAAAAAUAUCAGAAACCGUCAAGAAUUCAAAUGAUUGAUAUAUCAACUGGGUCGAAAAUUAUCAAGGAUCAGGAGGAGUCAAAGCGGCAGACACAAUUAGAUGAUGAAGUCGUUGAUGAGGAAGCAGUUUCUGAUGGAGAGAUGUCUCAUAAAAAUCCACAAACGAUUGUCGCAUCUCCCACUUCUUUAUCACCACCAGCGAAUCAAUUUAAUGAUCAAAAUAUCGAUAGCUCAACGACUAACAAUAACUUUGUACCUGAGAUUUCAACUGUAGCAGAACCACUAAGACAACCGAUGACAUCUGAUGUAACUCCUUCAGCGCAACCGUUACCAGCUUCUCAGCAGUUUGAAGAACAACCUAGGCGAAAUAUGUCUCCUUCCGAAAGACUUCUCUUCGAACGGAAUUGUGUCGCAGUAUUGACUGAAGCAAAUAAAGUUAAUGAUAAUGCCGAUUUAAGACAAAUAAUCAUUAAUUUUUUAGGCGGCGUUCAUGUGGAGAAAACUCAAGAGAAAGAAGGUGAAGGGUCUUAG